AUGACGUUGGAUAGUGAUGCAUCGAAAAGAAGCGACAAUUACCUGUUGCCUUGGAUUCUCGUUCUCGAAGAGAGGACGUCGAUGCGCAUGGCGCAACCGAUGUUUUUUUUGACACCGCCUCCUCUCUCUGGGGCCGGUGGCGCUGCUGCUGUUGCUCGUGCCUACGAAGGAACAGACAGCCCCGUUUUCGACGACCUAACCGUAACUACUUUGCGGGUUUUUCCAGAUGCAGUUAUCACAUCUCGCGAACAGCUGUUUCAUCCAUUUAUUGAUGUCUAUUUUUGGCUGCGCUUUUCAGUUUUCGGCGCGCUUUCAUCUUCGGGCGUUGCUGCGAAUUCGCGAGUGGGUGUUCUCACGGUGACAUACACCACUAGCAACAAAUACACACGCUCUAGGACGACUGAGUGCACGGCGAUAGUCGCUAACUGCCUAGAGAUCAACAUUUCACUUCCGAAGAGAGCCGACUGUUACGGCGGCGGCGGUAGUGGUGGCUGCUAUCCGGUAGCCGCUGCUUAUAGCAGCUCGCUGCCGUCGACGAGCUUCGCUGCUCCGUCGCCUCAACCGGUACCGAUGGGCGCACGAACAGCGAUGGCCACGGCCACUUGGUAUCCUCAGAAUCCCCAGCAAGGUAAUGGGUACCUGGCUGCUUCAGUUCCACAAGCGAGGCCAGUGGCGAAUGGGCCUUGUCCGUCCACGUCGACAUAUCCACAGCCAGGUUAUCCAGCAUCCGCUGCAUCGCCGAGCUCCAUGAAGAUGUCACCGAAUGCUUCGCCAUACGCGCAAUAUGCGUUAAAUUACUAUCAUCAGCAGAAUCUAGCUCGAGAACGUGAACGAGAGGUGUAUUACCGAUCUCGGAGUAUGAUGAUGCCGAUGUUGCCACAUCAACAACAUAUCCAACAACAACCUCCUGAUUGGCGGCAUUAU
Strongylus vulgaris is the source of this 924-nucleotide messenger RNA. NCBI's taxonomy places the organism in Eukaryota, Metazoa, Nematoda, Chromadorea, Rhabditida, Strongylidae. The record is from the annotation of a GenBank genome assembly.